AAUUUCCCUCUCCUUUUGUUUCUUUUAACUUGUAUGUCCCCCUUAGUUUACCUAAUCUCUGCCAAAAAAACCAGCCCAAUCUAUGCCAAAAAAAUCAGCCCCCGAACUCCAUCUCUCGAUUCUCUUCUUCAAAUCUAGAUCCCCAAAACAAGAAAAUAAAAAGGAGUGAUCAGUAAUUGAUAUAAACAGAGGAAAAGCUGGGGAAACAGAGUGUUACCGGGGAAUGGGGAUAUCGUAUGGGAUGGUGGCGAGAGAGCAGGUGGUGUUGGCAGAGUUCAGCGCAACGCAGACGAAUGCGAGCACGGUAGCGAGAAAGAUAUUGGAUAGGAUGAAAGAAGCAAAUAAUGAUAGCAAUUCUUCGUUUUCCCAUGAUUGUUAUAUUUUUCAUGUCAAGAGAACCGAUGGCCUCACGGUUCUUUGCUUGGCCGAUGAUUCCUCCGAAAGGAGAAUCCCUUUUGCUUUCCUGGAAGAUAUCCAUAAAAAAUUUGUUAAGACAUAUGGUCGUGCCAUUCAUUCAGCUUCAGCGUUUGCCAUGAAUGAUGAAUUCUCCAGGAUCCUGAGUCAACAAAUGGACCAUUUUUCGAAAGAUCCGACAGCCGAUAGAUUAAACCGUUUGAAAGAGGAAAUGAGCCAGGUGCGGAGUGUAAUGGUCGACAACAUUGAGAAACUUUUGGAGAGAGGCGAUCGCUUGGCGUUGCUUGUUGAAAAGACUAGUACAAUGCAGGGGAAUGCAAUUCGAUUCAAAAGCCAAGCUCGUCGUUACAAAAAUGCUAUUUGGUGGCGAGAUUUUAAGUUCACGGCGACAUUGAUAUUAAUGCUUUUGUUGAUCAUCGUUUAUGUUCUGCUCACAUUUUUUUGUAAUGGACUCUUUUUGUCGUCCUGCUUUUAUGCCUUGUAAAUUUUUUUUUAAUAUAUUGGUGGUGCUAUUCCUGGACAAUUUGGCCUUCAAAUUUUCACAUGUUUAGCGGGCUGCCAGCUGCAUUUCCGUAAA
Molecule: messenger RNA, 991 nt
Organism: Durio zibethinus
Lineage: Eukaryota; Viridiplantae; Streptophyta; Magnoliopsida; Malvales; Malvaceae
Product: vesicle-associated membrane protein 711-like
Biological process (GO): vesicle-mediated transport
Cellular component (GO): membrane
Source: RefSeq, a predicted model, not a curated record